This is a messenger RNA of Folsomia candida, 4482 nucleotides long. RefSeq names its product acetylcholinesterase. The record is from RefSeq and is a predicted model, not a curated record. The transcript is spliced from 12 exons. Gene Ontology annotation, cellular component: plasma membrane. Gene Ontology annotation, biological process: choline metabolic process; acetylcholine catabolic process. NCBI's taxonomy places the organism in Eukaryota, Metazoa, Arthropoda, Collembola, Entomobryomorpha, Isotomidae. Bases 408 to 2621 code for a protein of 737 amino acids. Gene Ontology annotation, molecular function: acetylcholinesterase activity.
UGGAACUGAGACGAGGAAGCCAGAAAUAAGGGGAGAAGUAUCAAAAUUUUCAAAAAUAAACGACCAAUAUUCAUUCACCAACAAAUCAUACACAUAUCUUAUCAAAAAAUACACAAAGUAAAUCGUGCGACUGACAAUUUUUUUGACCAAGUUGAGAUUUCCAAAAAAAAGUUUUCACAAUUUUGUGUCUGCCUUUGAGUAAACUGAACCUUAAGGAUUUUGGCUUAAAAAGAAAACUAAUUAGUAAAAAAAGACGGUAUCUUUUUCCGGCAGGGGAAAAGAUUUAGUGGAUUUGGAGAAAGUUUAAGAAACGAGACGACAAAAGGAGGAAACGAGUACGAGACCAGGAGGAUUUUAUUUCGGGGUUAUCUGCAACUUUGAGACGGGAAUAAAUUCAAGGAAUCAACAUGCAUCUUAUACCAGCCAUGGUAUCCUUCCUUGCUUUGGUGGUGGCUGCGUGCGUCCUUCUCGUGGACGUGGACGCGGCGCCACAACAGCACACGUACGACACCUUCAUCAAGACGAACUUGUCGCGAAAUCAUCACCCGUCUCGUCACAACAAUAUGAACGACCAUCCCGACCACGCCCACCGGACGGGCCCCCAUCGCCACAUGAGCUCCACCGUCAUGACCACCACCGGAGCGUUGCGCGGCCUCAAGAAGACCGUUUUGGAGAAAGAUGUCCAUCUCUUUUAUGGCGUCCCCUUCGCCAAACCGCCCCUGGGACCAUUGCGUUUCAAAAAGCCUGUCCCAAUCGAGCCCUGGAACGGGACCCUGAACGCGAUUCACCAACCUGACACCUGCUACCAAGAAGUGUUCGUGGCCUUUCCCGGCUUCCGCGGCGAGGUCACCUGGACCCCAAACACCAACAUUUCCGAAAACUGCUUGUACAUGAACAUCUGGGCGCCUAAGCAUCCCGCCAAAAAACACGGGGACCCGAACAAGCGGAAGAUGCCCAUCCUGGUCUGGAUUUAUGGGGGAGGCUACGUCUCCGGAACGGCCACCUUGGACAUUUACAACGCCGACAUUCUGGCCGCCGAAAACAACGUCAUCGUCGUCGUCCCGCAGUAUCGCGUCGGGGCCUUCGGGUUCCUCUACUUUGGACAAGAGGAGGCGCCAGGAAACAUGGGGCUUUACGACCAGACCGUGGCCAUGCAGUGGAUUAAAGAUAAUGCCGCCAGCUUUGGAGGAGAUCCCAACUCAAUCACCGUUUUCGGAGAGAGUGCAGGCGGUAGUUCCGUAACGAUUCAUCUCCUCUCGCCCAUCUCGCGACACCUGAUUGACCGCGGGAUAAUCCAAAGCGGUACGAUCAACGCUCCGUGGUCGAUGCACACGGGAGAAAAGGCGCGUCAAAUCGCGGAAAAAUUAGUGGAAGAUUGCAACUGCACGAAUCCCGAUGGAAGUUCGAUGAACACCGUGCAAAAAAUAGAAUGUCUCCGCGACCUUCCGGCCGCCGUGAUUUCGAAAACGCAGUGGAACAGUUACGCCAAGAUUUUGCAGUUUUUCUCGGCUCCCACGAUCGACGGGGAAUUCAUUCCGCGCGACCCCAUGGAAAUGUUGGCGAAAGGUGACUUCAAAAAAGUCCCCUUGCUCAUCGGGUCAAAUCAUGAUGAAGGAACCUACUUCAUCUUGUACGACUUUAUCGAGCAGUUCACCAAAGAGGGUCCGAACUGCAUGGACAAUAAACUCUUUCUCGACACCGUCAGCGACGUCUUCAAAAACUUGACGAACGCUCAACAAGCAGCAAUCAGAUUUCAGUACACCCACUGGGAGGACGUGGAGGACCCGUGCAAAAUCAGGGACAAGUUCAACGAGUUUGUCGCCGACUACUACUUCAUCUGCCCCACCAACCGAUUCGCCGAAUCCUACGCCGAACAUGGAGCCCCCGUCUAUUACUACUUCUUCACACAGAGGACAAGCAGCAAUCCGUGGGGCGAUUGGAUGGGUGUCAUGCACGCGGAUGAGAUCGAGUACGUCUUCGGCUUCCCCUUGGGCAAGUCCACAGACCCGGAACACACGUGGACCACCAGGGAAAAAGAACUGUCCAAGAGGAUCAUGAAAUAUUUCACACAUUUCGCCGACACCGGUGGUGGUGGUGGUGCUGAAUUUGUGGCUGUUGCCCCCUCGCCUCCUCCUCCCCCUGAGCCCGACCAGCACUUUGUCUCCACCUCGACGACCUCGCCGACGACGACGACCAGUUUCUUGGGCGGCGGAGGUGACGACCACUCGGUCAACUCGGUCACGUCGCCAAACAUCCAGCACUUUCUGGAACAGUGGAAACCCGUUGACGACCCGACUGAGCCGUGGCCACUUUACACGAAGGCGCAACCCAACUACUUUAUCUUGAAUGCGGACACUCGCGGAACCGGGAAAGGACCCCGCGCGCACACGUGCGCAUUUUGGAACGAAUUCUUACCACACAUCGCGCCUGUGCCGGGCGACUGUCGAAAAUUGUACGGAGAAAUCAGUGGAGCAUCGCGGUCACUUCUUUUCGGGGGGAAUAAGUCGUCAUCCUCGUCCCUCCUCCUCCUCGUCAUGGCCACCCUGUCCGUCUCCAUGAUCCUCUCAGGAACGUCGACAAGCACACUUUUUCAGAACAAGCAUGCACCCAGUUCGAAGUAGCUCCGGCAUUUACGAGUAUUUAUGUAGCGAUGAUAAGUAAAUGAUGAUAAGUGAGGGUAAAAUAUUAAAUAUUUACCAUGUAAAAAUUUUAGGGAGAUAUAUUUGCAUUAGAAUUCUGAUAUUCUUCGUACCAGUGGCCGCGGAAGGAUGGGACAGAGGGACAAUGUCUCCAUCUUAGAUAAACCAGCCCCUUCUUCCCUAUCAUACAAUAUUAAUGUCCCCGCACGCCUUCCGCGGCCACUGCAUAUUAUUAAACGCCAGCGAAAUAUUUACCAUGUAAAAACUUUGUGGUAGUUUUUAGCCCGAUAUUUGCAUUAGAACUCUGGUAUUCUUCUUACCAGUGGCCGCGGAAGGGUGGGGACCGGGGAUAAUGUCCCUAUCAUGUUAAAUAAACCACUCCCAUGCCCUAUCCUACAAUGUUAAUAUCCCCGCACAGCUUCCGCGGCCACUGCUUAUUACUAAACGCAAGUGGUGAUGAUCAUGAUACAUACGAUUCUCAUUUGUUGUUACAUUACAUAAUUCAGGUUAUUUACUGCCAAGUAGAAAGAGAGAGAAAUCUGGUAUGAUUUGUUAAUACCAAUUAAUUAAUAUACCUCCAGGUAGUUUAGUUGGUAGUGUCAAGUAAAUUAUGUAAAUAAUUAAUUAAUUAAUCAUUAAUUAAUGUUAAAAUUCUUCACUUCUUCUCACUUGAUGACCUACAACCUUUGAAGCUUCUUGGAACCUGAGACAUAUCCUUGUAAUCAUUAUUAUCAUAUAUGUAAAUGCACCAUGUCCUCCAUUCACAAAGUAAAGUCAGCAAUUAAUUAAUUCACUAAUUAAUUAACAAUUAAACAAUUAAGAAUUUAAAUGUGGGUAUUUAAAUAUUUAUAAUCGGCUGGUGGGAAAGGAGAGGGCCACAGAAAAAUAAGAUACUAAUUAUUAUGUAAAUAAUCACCUCAUAAAGCUGCCUUUAUACUUGACUCGUUUGCGCCAAUGUUAAAGAUAUAACAUUGGCGCAAGUCGGGUAGGCAUAAAGGGAGCCAAAUCAACUUUCACUCCAACUUUCACCAGACAUCACACGCAACAUAUCAAAAAGAACAAUCCUGUGUAAAGAAAAAAUAGGGUAAAAUGUGUACAUAUAUUUUAUUCCGGAUUAUUAAUCUCACAAAAAAAUUCUGGUCUGGGCUCACUCACUUUCACUUUUUCGAGGCAUUUAACAUAACGAUUAACGAUACAAAUAUUUUGAUUAGUUAGAAAAAAUAUUUAAUUUGUGUACGUUCAUAGUUAAAUAAGCAAAAAUUAAGUUAAGGCACCUGUAAAAAAGUGGUUAAUUAAUUAAUUGUGGCAGUUUAAAAAGUCAUAAAUAAAUAUGACAUCAGUCAGAUAUCGGAUCAGUAUUAGCUGUUGUACAUUGCAAAAUUGAGCAAAUUAACCAUUUACAUAUGUAUUUCUUAGGGAAAAAGUGUAUAUUGGUAAAAAGUGUGUAAAAAGUAAUUAAUUGUUAGAAUAAUAAUUAGUUAAUUAAUGAUUUCAGUUAAUUAUUAUUACUGCACCCUGUACGAAUUUCAUGAAUUGUAUGACACAUGUAAACCAACUACGGGUAGUAGUAGUUCAUCUCAUGUCAUAUGGAAUUUCUUAAAAUUAUGAAUAUUUCCAGAAAAAAAUACCACAUUUUAAUCACUAAAUAAUUAACUAACUAAUGAUGAUGCUGUACUGUAUAAUAAUAUGUAUGUAACAAUAAUUUAUAACACGUUUGCAAAAUUGAUCACUCAAGGACGUAUUAUUAAUUAAUUACAAUUACAAUUACCGGUGUGUGUAUUAAUGUAAAUAUUUAGCAAAUUAGCAGUUUGUAUACCAGUUUGUAGCUGAAUUUGAAAAAAAA